This is a messenger RNA of Cetraspora pellucida, 1602 nucleotides long. The record is from the annotation of a GenBank genome assembly. NCBI's taxonomy places the organism in Eukaryota, Fungi, Glomeromycota, Glomeromycetes, Diversisporales, Gigasporaceae.
AUGGAUCAACAAAAUGCUAAUAAAGGUGGUAACAAAAUUGCUGUUUGUAAAUCUUGUAUUAAAACUCUUGGAGUAUCAAUUGCACUUGAAAAUAAAGAAUCAAUUUUUAGUUUAGAAAUCGCAAAAGAUCGUAAAUCAACCCAACAAAAUGUUAUUAAUGAAAGCAGCACUAAAACUUUUUUAACUUUGGAUAAUCAAUCUACAUCCAACUUAUCCAAUCUAUCUACAAAAACUACUAAGCAAUCAUCUUUAAUUGGAUUUGUUCAAUGCCCAUUAUCAAAAAAUAAUAUUCCAACUUUUGAAAAUUUAAUGUUACGUAUAGUUGUUUCUAAUAACUUGCCAUUUAGUUUUGUAGAAAAUCCUGAAACACAGGAUGUUUUUAAUUUUUUAGCACCAACAGUUAAAUUACCAGGUCAUCGGGCACUUAGUAAGUGUAUUUUAACUAAAGCUAGUUAUGAAUUAAAUCAUACAAUACUUGAUAAAGUACAAAAAGAUUCUGUUGGAGUUACUGCUAUAUUUGAUGGUUGGAUAAAUAUAAGACGUGAGCAUCUUUUUGGAAUAGUAUUAAUUACAUCAAAAGGUGACACUCUUAUUUGGAAAGCAUUUGAUAUUAGUUGUGAACAUUUAAAAACUGAAAAUGUUAUUGCAUAUAUAAAAGAAAUAAUGAAUGAUGCUAAAAACAAUAAUAUUAUGAUUAAUUGUUUUGGCUCAGAUUCAGCUGGAGAAUAUGUGGCAGCAAGAGAAUAUAUCAAUAAAAUAUUUCUUCCUUGUAUGGCUCUUCAAAUGAAUCUGGUUGUAGGCAAUAUUUUUAAAGAAUCAGAUACAUGUUUAGAUAUUUCUAAAAAAGCUAUUCGUAUUGCUUUGGCUGCUAAAUUUGCCCCAUCAUGUCUUAGAGAAAAUUCUCAAUGUUCAUAUGAAAUUGCUUUACCAAAUGAUAUACUUAAUAUUAUUAAUAAUCAAACCUUUUGGACUAAGUUAUAUGAACUUCAAAAUUUGAUUUUACCUAUUUGUGGCAUGUUAAACAAAUUACAAAAGGACAUAGCACGUCUUCAUGAAGCUAUGUGGAUUAAUUAUUAUUAUGAAGCCUGGUUUGAAAUACAUUCAAAAUCUAUUUUACCUGAGCUUAUGUUAUAUAAAAAACAAAAAUCGCUAUUUGAUAUUUUAUUUUGGCAACAGUUUAAAGGUAAAAUUACAGAUUUUUGGGAUUCAGUUGCUGCAUUAGUAAUGGCUCAAUUACAUAAUGAUAUUUUAAGAAAACGCAAAAUCAAACAAUCAGAGUUUCAUCAAAAUAAAGCUAAAAGAAAACAUAUUGCUGAACUUAUUAAUGAAGAAAGCACUUCCUCUAACCAAGAUACUGAUAUAGAUAAUGCACAAAUUACUAAAGAAAAAGAUAAUUUUGAGCAAGAAUUAGAUAAUUCUAACAAUAUAAUUGAAAAUAAAAUACAAUGGGAACAACUUAUAACAAAUUGGAUUGAAUUAGCUGUGCAAGAAAAUAAGUUUGAUAGUAACGAUGAUAUUUACAUUAAUGAUGAUCAUUCUAAUUUAAAUUUUUCUUUUGGUGGACGUGAUAUUCAUCCUGCUGAUGAUAAAGAUGCAAAGUAG